UAUAACAUAAAAAUUGACAAUAGGUAAAUAUUUCCAUAAAAGUAUGUGUUUGCAAAACGAGAUCUAUAAUUAGUAUAAUUACAAUUAAAUAAUUAUUGUGCUGAAUGUGAAGAAAUGAUUUUAUAUUGAAAAUCGUACCAAUAUCAGCACAAUGUUUAAUAAAAUAAGUCAAGAAAUGUUUCGAAGAUGUCUGUGAUAAUCUUUUGAAAGCCAUGGGAGUCAUCGAUGUGGACGCAUCGCAGCGCGAGGCGCUGAUUGUGGUAGGCCUGUGCCUAGCGUGGUACGCUACUAGCUCGGCCAGCAACGUGGCGGGAAAGGUGGUGUUGACAGAUUUCCCGUAUCCUAUGACGGUUACUAUGGUGCAACUGUUAUCAAUCGUCGUGUAUAGCCCUCCAGCGUUCGCUCUGUGCCGUGUGCGUCGAGAGACAGAGUUUCCUCGUCGCUAUUAUUGGCGUACGCUGGUGCCACUUGCCUUUGCCAAGUUCCUCACUACAGUCUGCUCUCAAGUUUCUAUAUGGAAAGUCCCAAUUUCAUAUGCUCAUACAGUGAAAGCGACGACUCCGUUGUGGACGGCGGGCCUGGCGCGCGUGCUGUUCGGGGAGCGGCAGCCGGCGCGCGUGCAGGCGGCGCUGGUGCUGAUCGCGCUGGGCGUGGCCGUCGCGUCCGCCACCGAGCUGCGGUUCGACUCGCUCGGCCUCGCCGCCGCGCUCGCCGCCGCCGCGCUGCUGAGCCUGCAGCACCUGUACUCCAAGCGCGUGAUGCGCGACACGGGCGUGCACCACCUGCGGCUGCUGCAGGCGCUGGGCCGGCUGGCGCUGCUGCUGUUCCUGCCGGCGUGGGCGGCGGCGGACGGCGCGGCUCUGUGGGCGGGGGCGGCGCCGCGGGCCGGCUGGGGCGGCGGCGGCGGCGCGCUGCUGCUGGCGGACGGCGCGCUGGCGUGGCUGCAGGCGGUGCUGGCGUUCAGCGUGCUGUCGCGCGUGUCGCCGCUGGCGUACGCGGUGGCGUCGGCGGCCAAGCGCGCCGCGGUGGUGGCGGCGUCGCUGCUGGUGCUGCGCAACCCCGCCACGCCGCUCAACCUCGCCGGGAUGGCGCUGGCGGGCCUCGGCGUCUUCGCCUACAACCGCGCCAAGCUGCUGCGCCCGCCCCCGCUGCCCGUGUGACGAGCGAUACUGUUUAUUGUGCGGCGAAGCCGUCGGAGAUUAUUUUCAAUAAUAAAGUAUUAUUUUUGAUUCUUCGGUG
This is a messenger RNA of Diatraea saccharalis (sugarcane borer), 1239 nucleotides long. The record is from the annotation of a GenBank genome assembly. Lineage: Eukaryota; Metazoa; Arthropoda; Insecta; Lepidoptera; Crambidae.